Molecule: messenger RNA, 4496 nt
Organism: Pangasianodon hypophthalmus (striped catfish)
Lineage: Eukaryota; Metazoa; Chordata; Actinopteri; Siluriformes; Pangasiidae
Product: contactin-associated protein-like 2
Exons: 24
Coding region: 295-4242 (1315 amino acids)
Source: RefSeq, a predicted model, not a curated record
AGGCUGGAGCUCUGAGGAAAGACUAGUCAAUGUAAGUUUGAGAGCCGGGCAGGAAGCGCAUGGCUGGACAUUCACUCCGCUAUGGAUUGAGCAUUGAACUGAUAUUGUUUUCGGUCAGACGGAGCGCGAGCUGAUGCGCUGAUCCGCAGCGGUUUGUUGUCCGCGGUGCAAACCCCGAUCCUGUUUUCUGACUCGGGCCAGGAGAAAACAUCAGUACCAGCACCAGGUGCGUGUGUCAGCAGGGGUAAGGAGUGUGUAGAAGUGUGUGGACUGUGUAGGAGAAGGCUGGGGAGGAUGAGGAUGGUGCGCGCGGGCUUCAUCCCGCUCCUGUGGAUCUUCAGAAUCAGCAUCAUCUCGCACGCGGCUCCUUCAUCCGCCUACAAGUGUGAUGAAGCACUAGCCACACCCCUUUCCCACAGUGCCUUCAGUGGUUCAUCUGUCUUCACCACUGGAUAUGCUGCUGGAUAUGCCAAACUGAACAGAAGAGGAGGUGCUGGAGGCUGGUCGCCUCUCGACACUGAUCAUUAUCCAUGGCUGCAGGUGGACCUCGGCAGCAGGAAGCUGGUGACGGCCAUCGCCACUCAGGGCCGAUACAGCAGCUCAGACUGGACGACACACUACCGGCUACUUUACAGUGACAUGGGCAGGAACUGGAAACCCUACCAUCAGGACGGAAACAUCUGGGUGUUUACAGGAAACUCCAACACAGAGAGUGUAGUGCGUCAUGAUCUUCAGCACAGCAUCGUGGCCCGAUAUCUACGCUUCAUCCCUCUGAGCUGGAGUGAAGAGGGUCAGAUAGGUCUGCGGAUAGAAGUCUAUGGCUGCUCAUAUUGGGCAGAUGUGAUUCACUUUGAUGGCCAAGGCGUAAUCUCCUACCGAUUCAAGAUGAAGAAGAUGAAGAUUCUGAAGGAUGUAAUAGCAUUGAAAUUUAAGACGGGAGAAAGCGAUGGGGUGAUUUUGCAUGGCGAGGGUCAACAAGGAGAUUACAUCACACUGGAGCUGAGGAAAGGAAGACUGCUGCUCCAGAUAAACCUUGGCAGCAACCAGUACGGUUCCAUCCUGGGUCACACUUCGGUGAGCAGCGGCAGCUUGCUGGAUGAUCAUCACUGGCACUCGGUCAUGAUUGAGCGCUACCGGAGAAAUGUCAACUUUACCCUGGAUCAGCACACUCGGCACUUUCGUACCAAUGGCGAGUUCGACCACCUCGACCUUGACUAUGAGUUGAGUUUUGGAGGAAUGCCCUAUUCAGGCAAGCCUAUCUCAGGAGGCCGGAGAAAUUUCAUAGGCUGCAUGGAGAGCAUCAACUACAAUGGAGAAAAUAUCACUGACCUGGCCAGAAGAAAGAAACUGGAUACCUCUAGCUUUCGCAACCUGACAUUUUCCUGCGUGGACUCUCACACCUUCCCAGUUUUCUUCAAUGCCACAAGUUUCCUGCAGUUACCAGGCAGAAGGGAGCACAGCAUGGUGUCUGUAAGCUUCCAGUUUCGCACUUGGAAUGCUAACGGACUGCUCCUGUUCAGCGAACUGGCUGAUGGCAUGUUGGAGCUUGUGCUUAAAGAUGGCAAAGUCAUGGUGCACAUCAGUGUUUUGCAGCUGAAAAGCUCACGUGUUGACAUGGCAUCAGGUUCAGGGCUGAACGAUGGAGAAUGGCAUGAUGUUCGCUUUUUGGCCAAAGAGAACUUUGCCAUGCUGACCAUAGAUGGAGAUGAAUCCUCAGCUGUGAGGAACAAUGCAGUCAUUCACAUUACCGCUGGAGGAAUGUAUCAUUUUGGAGGUUAUUUCCUGAGGACACUGGUGUCUCCCUCGCAGCGCUCGUUUCAGGGCUGCAUGCAGCUCAUCCAGGUGGAUGAUCAGCUGGUCGACAUAUCAGCAGUGGAGCGGGGCAUGAUAGGAGCUUUUGAGAAUGUCAGUCUGGAUAUGUGUGCCAUUAUAGACAGAUGUUUGCCCAAUCACUGUGAGCAUGGAGGAAGGUGCUCUCAGACCUGGGAUACCUUCAGCUGCUCCUGUGAUGGCAUCGGGUAUGCUGGAGCUACCUGUCACUCCUCAAUCUAUGAGCAGUCAUGUGAGGCUUAUAAGCACCUGGGGAAAACUUCGGAUGUCUACUGGAUCGAUCCGGAUGGCAGUGGCCCUCUUGAGCCAUUCAGAGUCAUCUGCAACAUGACAGAGGACAAGGUGUGGACGAUGGUGGUGAACAGCCUGCCAGCUCAGACGACUGUAUCAGGUUCAAGCAGGGAGAGACGCACAGUGCUGCAUCUAAACUACAGUGCCACUAUAGAGCAGAUCAGCGCCAUUACAGAUGCUGCAGAGCACUGCGAGCAACACAUUGCCUACACCUGCCGCUCAUCACGUCUACUCAACACACCCGAUGGCAGUCCGUACACAUGGUGGGUUGGCAGAGGUAAUGAAAAGCACUUCUACUGGGGUGGUUCUGCACCGGGAAUCAAGAAGUGUGCCUGUGGAAUUGAACGCAAUUGCACAGACCCCAAAUACCACUGCAACUGUGAUGCUAAUCACAAACAGUGGCGAGAGGACUCAGGGCUUCUGGUCUAUAAGGACCACUUACCUGUGAGUCAGGUGGCUGUAGGGGACACAAAUCGAGCCGGAUCAGAGGCCAAGCUCACUGUGGGAGCUCUGCAGUGUCAUGGAGACCGUAAUUACUGGAAUGCAGCGUCCUUCACCACACCAUCCUCCUACCUGCAUUUCUCCACUUUCCAAGGGGAAACGAGUGCUGAUAUUUCCUUCUACUUUAAGACCUCUGCACCUCAUGGAGUUUUCCUGGAGAACUUGGGCAACACAGAUUUUAUCCGCCUGGAGCUAAAAUCACCAACUGUGGUUUCCUUUUCCUUUGAUGUCGGGAAUGGGCCUGUAGAGCUGAAGGUCCGUUCACCAACACCGCUAAACGAUGACCAAUGGCAUCGCAUCAGCGCAGAGAGGAAUGUUAAAGAGGCUGUGCUGCAACUGGAUCAGCAAUACAGGGAAGUUCGAGCUGCACCUGCUCAAGGACACACACGCCUGGAGCUCUACAGCCAGCUGUAUGUGGGUGCAGCAGGAGGGCAGAGAGGCUUCCUCGGAUGUAUCCGCUCCCUAAAGAUGAACGGUGUCACCCUUGACCUGGAGGACAGAGCAAAGGUCACGCCCGGAGUCAAACCUGGAUGUUCAGGUCACUGCACUAGUUUUGGGAUGUACUGCCGCAGUGGAGGAAAGUGUGUGGAGAAAUACAACGGCUACUCAUGUGACUGCAGUGGUACAGCUUACGAAGGACCCUUCUGUACUAAAGAUGUAGGAGCUUUCUUUGAGGCAGGAACUCUGGUCCGCUAUAACCUUGUGCCCGAGUUGAUGGCCGCUACAUCGAGCAUGGACGGGAAGGAUUUGAGUCGAUCACAGCUGACAGAGAAGAACCUGACCCAAGAGGUUGUGACCUUCAGUUUCAGCACAUCCAGCACUCCCAGCGUCCUCCUGUACAUCAGCUCAUGGAGCCGUGACUACAUGGCAGUGGUACUGAGGCACAAUGGUACACUGCAGCUGCGUUAUAACCUCGGAGGUCUGCAGGAGCCCUUCACCAUUGAUCUUGACCAACGCAAUUUAGCCAACGGACAGCCACAUAAUGUCAACCUAACUCGGACAGAGAGAGAAAUACACGUCCAGUUGGAUCACUAUCCUCCAGUCAGCUACACCCUGCCUGAAGCAUCUGACACUCAGUUCACCCUGGUAAAAACCCUCUUCCUAGGAAAGGUCUAUGAAACUGGUCCCAUUGACCCAGUGCUGAUAGAGAAGUAUAACACCCCUGGCUUUGUAGGCUGCCUAUCCCGAGUGCAGUUUAACAGCAUCGCUCCUCUGAAAGCAGCUCUUCGCCCCCAGCUCUCUCUGCCAGUGUCACACCAAGGCAAACUGGUUGAAUCCAACUGUGGCUCAUCACCUCUCACCAUUUCCCCAAUGUCAGCUGCCACCGACCCCUGGCACCUGGAUGGAGGUGCUGACUUCCCGUUCAAUGAAGAGAUAGUCAUACCAGACGAGGUGAACAGGAAUUCAGCAGUAAUCGGAGGCAUCAUUGCUGUGGUCAUCUUCACCAUCCUGUGCAUUCUGUUGUUCCUGAUACGCUACAUGUUCCGGCACAAGGGGACGUAUCACACCAACGAGUCCAAAGAGGCCAAACGCUCCGAAUCAGCUGACACGGCCAUCAUCGCCUCCGAGCCCAAUUUUACAGAAACCAUUGAUGAAAACAAAAAGGAGUGGUUUAUCUAAGACAUAUUUGCUGGGGAGCGUACACACACUCUCACUAAACAUCAAGAAAGUGGGAGCGAUCUCAGAACCGAGCUGAGAACCUGAACUGUACGCACAGGAUGGCUCGUCUCUGUUGUGGUUGGACGAUUGAGAAGUCUUUUAUAAAUUAAUUGUAAAUUGUGUGAACAAAACAAGACACUGAUUUGCCGUUUUGAUUUUGUCAAAAGUUUGGUUGUUAUUCAUAUAAAUCAUUUUUAUUUACUUCCAUCUUUAAA